Messenger RNA from Sardina pilchardus (European sardine), 2485 nucleotides. RefSeq names its product zinc-binding protein A33-like. NCBI's taxonomy places the organism in Eukaryota, Metazoa, Chordata, Actinopteri, Clupeiformes, Clupeidae. Gene Ontology annotation, molecular function: ubiquitin protein ligase activity; zinc ion binding; protein binding. The coding region runs from base 200 to 1570 and encodes 456 amino acids. Gene Ontology annotation, cellular component: cytoplasm. The transcript has 5 exons. The record is from RefSeq and is a predicted model, not a curated record. Gene Ontology annotation, biological process: protein ubiquitination.
UGCUACACCUCUACUGAACUACUACUUUAAGGGAAUUAAAGUAGAUAAGCAAUCAAACUCGAAAUAUUGUUUUUGGAAAACAAGUGGAGGAGGUCGACAUGCUGGUAACAUUAAGUUAAAAGAGAUAAAUGACAAACGUGUGAUUUGUUUUUUUCGUACUCAUGAAAGUGAAAGUAAAGUGGCUGUAGGUUGUUGGAAAAUGGCUUCAAGACUGGAGGAGGAUCUAACUUGUCCUGUGUGCACUGAGAUCUACAAGGACCCUGUGCUCCUGACCUGCUCCCACAGCUUCUGUAAAGUCUGUCUGCAACAGUUCUGGAACACCAAAGGAUCCAGAGAAUGUCCAGUCUGCAGAAGGAGGUCAUCAAAGGAGCCUCCACUCAAUCUGGCGUUGAGAAACCUGUGUGAGACGUAUUUACAGGAGAGAGAAUCACUUACAAGUCAGAGAGGAGCACUGUGUGAUCUCCAUGGUGACCCACUCAGGCUGUUUUGUCAUGAUGAUCACCAGCUUGUGUGUUACUCGUGUCGAGACUCAAGACUCCACAGGAGUCACCAGUUCAGUCCUGUUGAUGAAGCAGCAGCUGACCGGAAGGAGGAGCUCAAAAUCAAACUAGAUCCCAUGAAGGAGAAGCUGAAGGCUUUUGAAAAAGCAAAACUCACCUGUGCUAAAACAGCUGAACACGUUAAGACUCAGGCCCAGCACACAGAGAAGCAGAUCAAGGAGGAGUUUGAGAAGCUCCACCAGUUUCUACGAGAUGAAGAGGCAUCCAGGAUAGCUGCACUGAGGGAGGAAGAGGAGCAGAAGAGUCAGAUGAUGAAGGAGAAGAUUGAGAAGAUGAGCAGAGAGAUUUCAUCUCUUUCAGACACUAUCAGAGCCAUAGAGGAGCAGAUGGGAGCUGGUGACCUCACAUUCCUGCAGCAGUGCACACUGCAGGAUCCAGAGAGGGUUUCAGGAGCUCUGAUCAAUGUGGCAAAGCACCUGGGCAACCUGAAGUUCAGAGUUUGGGAGAAGAUGCAGGAGACUGUUCAGUAUGCUGCUGUGACUCUGGAUCCCAACACUGCAAACCCACUACUCAUCCUGUCUGAGGAUCUGACCAGUGUGAGACUUGGUCCUAUAAAACAGCAGCUUCCUGAUAACCCAGAGAGAUUUGAUGAUUAUGCCAGUGUCCUGGGCUCUGAAGGCUUUAACUCAGGGACUCACUGCUGGGAUUUGGAGGUUGGAGAGAGCACCGCGUGGGCUGUGGGUGUGAUGACAGAGUCGGCCCAGAGGAACGGAGACAUAUCCUCCAUCAGUGGACAGUGGUGUGUGGUGUAUGCUGGUGCUGAAUAUAUAGCAGAUGCUCCUCCUCAUGACCCCACUCGCCUCACAGUGCAGCAGAAACCCCAGAGGAUCAGAGUGCAGCUGGACUGGGACAGAGGAGAGCUGUCCUUCUCUAACCCUGAUAAUAACACACACCUACACACUCUCACAAACACUUUCACUGAGAGAGUGUUUCCAUAUUUUAAUACAGCUGAAUUUCCUCUGAGUGUUGCUCCAGUGAAGGCCUCUGUGUCAGUAGAGCAGCCCAGUUAGAGCAGAAACUUUCUCUGUCUGAACAAGAGCCCACAUGCAGAGAUGGAUGGAGACAUUUGGGUGUCAGUCAUGAGUCACUCACACAGUAACUACGGUACAGUCAAUCUAAUAUCUGACCUGUGAGGGAUCAUCUUCUGGGUACUUUAAUUUAGUUCAGAAUGUUCUGAUUCUCCAUGUUGAAUAUCCACUAGAAUAAUUUCUGGUGUUGUGCCAUUUAUUAUUCUAAGACAGUUUGUCUCUGUUUGCAUGUUUGCCUUUUUAUGAUGGUUUCUGUUGUGCAUGUAUGUUUUUCUACACUGCUACCACAAGCACAUUACAACUACAGUGAAUCUGAUAUCUGUUCUGUUCUGUGAGGCAUCGUCUUCUGGGUACUUUAAUUGAAUUCCUGAUAUUCUGUGUUUAGAAUCCUCUGACAUAACUGCUGAUUGCACAUGAUUUAUAACACAAUGAUGGUUUGUUAUCCAGGUCUGUGUUUCUACACUGCUGCCACAAGCACAUCAAAGGAAGGCAAUGAGCACCGUACACAUUUCAACAGUGAUAUUUGGCUAUGUACAUUCAAAUAAAAUAAAAUUAAUAAUUUGCAAAUUGUCUAUCCAGUGUUCUUUAUAGAUGAGUGGGAAAGAGCCGGAGGACCGAGGAAGGAAGGAAGGAUAUAUAAAAAGACGAAUGAGAGAGGCCCAUAUAUUACACAGUGCACACCUGUCUAUGAUGUCAUACGAGUCACAUUUAGUGAGGCCACUGCCAUCUAGUGGUGGUUAUUGUGUAACUACACACUCUCCUCUCACCUGUGAGGUUUCCAGUAGAGCAGCAACACAGCACAGGUGCAGCUGGUUCUGCCUCUGUCUGAUCUGAGGUCAGACAUGCUGGAGAUUAAACAGCACUCAAGAGACUGAGAGCACUGCAGUAAACACAAAC